ACCGAUUGUGAAUCGUUCCGUCAAUCGCCAUAUUGAUUUUAGACGAAAAAUCUCAAGCAGCCACAUUGGAUCGUAACAUCUAGUUACAUUAAAAGUAAUAAAUUUUCACAGCUCUUUCGGAGACCUCAAGGAAUUUUAAAAAAACGUUUCCAUGAAUAGGACCCAACUGUAACACGCUGAGCCGCAAAAAUAGUUAAUUCAACUGAUAAAUAUCAACUAUACUACGACAGCAUUUGUACUGCAUAACAAAGCCGGAUAGAGAAACUUUGGAACGAAUCAUUUGCCCACCAAACACACGAUAGUGAAAACUUGGUGCUUCGCAAAAGUGGAAGAAUACAGUAAGAGCGAACAUUUUGAUUUACAGAUAUUAACAACACACAUCCAACGGCUGACAAAAUAAAAUACUGAAAUGUCUUCUAUGAGUCACCGGCAGAAACGUGAUGUUGGAUAUGAUCACGAUACGCGGAGGGACGAACGAAAAAGACGCAGCCGCUCCAGUAGUCGUUCGCGUCAUCGUCGCUACAAUGACAGCCGUAGUCGUAGUCAAUCUGUAGACUAUCGUAAGCGUCGUAACAACAGACGUUCUCGUAGUCGUAGUCGCAGUAGAAGCUACAAUCGAAGAGAUAGAAACAACUCUAGCCGACGACAUAGAGAUUCUCGUAGUCGUUCUAAUACACGUUCACAUCGUAGUAGCAAAAGGGAUUCACGCUCACGCAGCCCAGAAAAACGUUCACGUAAUAUAAUGGAUGCUGAUCGAAGACAAUAUGAUAACGGAGCGAAGUGUUCUACAAAUAAUUCAACGGAAAGCAGUCGUUCUAAAACAACAGAUUUCGAUCAGCAAAAUACGCCAGAUCUGCAACAUUUACCUUUACCCAAGCGUGAACCCAUUGGAGCAUACUACAACCUCGAUACAGAUGAACCAAUCGAUAAAGAGCGCAUACAUCGUGAAAUGGAAGAGAAAUUGCGACAAGCACUUGCUAAGGAAGGCAAGGUGUAUCCACCGAAAAAGCCCGAGGCUUCACAUCCAGUAUUUGCAAAUGAUGGUUCGUUUUUGGAGAUUUUCAAAAAAAUGCAAGCCCAACAACAACAUCCACAUGUACCAGUUGCCACUGCGCCUGCCAUUGUUGCACCUAUCGUGGCGCCACCUGUGUUAGCGUCUACCUCAAAUGCAGCCGCAUCAAGUAACAAAGUUGUACCACCACCGCCGAUAGUCGGACGUCGGCGUGGUGGAAAAAUUCUUAAAACCGGUGUGGUGGCUAAGCCAAAAGCUCAAGCUGAACAAGGUGAUGAUCCGAAAGACUUUUGGUCGCUGUACUUGGCAGAGGUUAACAAAUAUAAAAAUCACGCGUGUGAUUCGGACGGCGGCACAAGGCCACUGGUUAAGUGAACCUAAAUAGACGUUAAAUAGAACUUGAGUGAAAUGAAUACUUCGAGUUUUCCCCAAAAUGACAUGAAUUCUGUGCAUAAACCUAAAAAACAAUAUACAUACAUAUAUAAAUUA
Molecule: messenger RNA, 1501 nt
Organism: Bactrocera latifrons
Lineage: Eukaryota; Metazoa; Arthropoda; Insecta; Diptera; Tephritidae
Product: cytochrome c oxidase subunit 6B2-like
Exons: 3
Coding region: 410-1387 (325 amino acids)
Cellular component (GO): mitochondrion; respiratory chain complex IV
Molecular function (GO): 3'-5' exonuclease activity; 5'-3' exonuclease activity
Source: RefSeq, a predicted model, not a curated record